AUGAGUGGGCUCUAUGGGAUCCUGGUCCAGCUGGAACAAAGUCCAUAUGUGAAGACUGUGCCUUUGAAUAUGAGAAAAUUUUUUUUCCUGGUUGUAACCUGGAUGCCUGAGGCAGUCAAGAUGAGUAGGAGCAGCUUUGUGCCAUCUCUACAGCUCCUGCUCAUGUUAGUGGGACUUUCUCUGCUACCUUUGGCAGAAACAUAUGGGUUCAACAAGUGCACCCAGUAUGAAUUUGAUAUUCACCAUGUGUUCUGCAUUAGGAAGAAGAUCACCAACUUGACAGAGGCCAUUAGUGACAUACCUAGAUAUACUACUCACCUCAACCUUACACACAAUGACAUUCAAGUCCUCCCUCCCUGGAGCUUCACCAAUCUGCCUGCUCUGGUGGACUUGAGACUAGAGUGGAACUUAAUUUGGAAGAUCGACGAAGGUGCCUUUAGGGGACUUGAAAAUUUGACUCUGCUGAAUUUAGUGGAAAAUAAGAUUCAAAGUGUGAAUAACUCCUUUGAGGGCCUGUCCAACCUGGAGACCCUGUUACUAAGCCAUAAUCAGAUUACCCAUAUUCACAAAGAUGCCUUUACUCCUCUAAUCAAAUUGAAAUAUUUGAGCCUAUCUCGAAACAACAUUAGCGAUUUUUCCGAUAUUCUUGAAGCAGUCCAGCAUCUUCCAUGCUUGGAGCACCUUGAUCUUACUAACAACAGCAUCAUGCACUUGGACCACAGCCCUAGGUCACUGGUUUCUCUGACCCACCUGAGUUUUCAGGGGAACAAACUAACGGAGUUAAACUUCUCUGCUUUGUCAUUACCUAAUGUAACCAAUCUAAGUGCUUCCCAGAAUGGCCAUGAAGUCAUUCAGAAUGUGUAUCUGGAAACUCUGCCCCAACUUAAAAGCUUGAAUCUGAGUGGAACAGUGGUGAAAUUGGAAAAUCUUUUGGCCAAACACCUGCAGAAUGUAAGGGUUCUGGACCUCAGUAACGGGGAGCUUAGACACGGUCACUUAAAUAUGAAAACUGUUUGUCACCUGCUUGGAAACCUACCCAUGUUAGAGACACUGGUUUUUCAGAAAAAUGCCACUAAUGCAGAGGGCAUUAAGCAGCUGGCAAAGUGCACCAGGCUCUUGUUCCUCGACCUGGCCCAAAACAGUGACUUGGUUCAUCUCAAUGACAGCGAGUUCAACGCUCUGCCCAGUCUCCAAAGACUGCAUCUGAACAAGUGCCAACUCUCCUUCAUCAGUAACAAGACCUGGAGUUCCUUGCAGAACUUGACCAUCCUAGAUCUGAGCCACAACAAGUUUAAAAGCUUUCCAGAUUUUGCAUUUUUCCCCUUGAAGCACUUGGAGUUUCUCUCUCUUUCAAGAAACCCCAUCACAGAACUCAAUAGUCUGGCCUUUAGUGGGCUAUUUUCACUGAAGGAGCUCAACUUGGCUGCAUGUUGGAUUGUAACAAUUGACAGGUAUUCCUUUACUCAGUUUCCAAACUUAGAGGUCUUAGAUCUUGGAGACAACAAUAUUCGUACUCUCAACCACGGAACCUUCCGACCUCUGAAAAAACUCCAGGCUUUGAUUCUCUCCAACAACCGCCUAGAAAUCCUGGAGCCAAAUGCAUUUUCUGGUCUCACUAAUCUACGUUCCCUUGACCUGAUGUACAACAGCUUGUCAUAUUUUCAUGAACACCUUUUCUCGGGCCUUGAAAACCUUCUGAUUUUGAAGCUUGGUUUUAAUAAGAUCACAUAUGAAACUACUAGGACCCUUCAGUAUCCUCCAUUUAUAAAGCUCAAGUCUUUGAAUCAGCUCAACCUGGAAGGACAAAGACACGGGAUUCAGGUUGUUCCGAGCAACUUUUUCCAAGGAUUGAGUAGCUUGCAGGAGUUACUCUUAGGAAAAAAUCCCUCUGUAUUCCUGGACCACCACCAAUUUGACCCUCUGAUUAACCUCACAAAGUUGGAUAUCUCAGGAACAAAAGAUGGAGAUAGAAGCCUCUAUUUAAAUGCUUCCUUAUUCCAAAACCUCAAAAGGCUAAAGAUCCUCCGCCUUGAAAAUAACAACUUAGAAUCACUGGUCCCUGGCAUGUUCUCCAGCUUACAGAGCCUCCAGGUCUUUUCUUUGAGAUUCAACAACUUGAAGGUCAUUAAUCAAAGUCAUCUGAAGAAUCUGAAAUCACUGAUGUUUUUUGAUGUCUAUGGGAACAAACUUCAGUGCACCUGUGACAAUUUGUGGUUCAAGAACUGGUCAGUGAACACACAGGAGGUCCAUGUCCCCUUCCUCCGGAGCUAUCCCUGUCAGCAGCCAGGCAGUCAGAGUUUACUUGUAGAUUUUGAUGAUGCCAUGUGUAAUUUUGACUUGGGAAAGGUCUACUUCUUAUGUUCCUUCAGUAUGGUCCUCAGCACCAUGGUCUUCUCCUGGUUCAGUACCAAGAUGAUUGCAUCUCUGUGGUAUGGUUUGUACAUAUGUAGGGCCUGGUACCUCACUAAAUGGCACAGAACGGAGAAGAAGUUCUUAUAUGAUGCGUUUGUCUCUUUCUCGGCCACUGAUGAGGCAUGGGUAUACAAAGAGCUGGUUCCAGCCCUAGAAGAAGGCAGCCAGACCACCUUUAAACUCUGUCUUCACCAACGGGAUUUUGAACCAGGCAUUGACAUCUUCGAGAACAUCCAGAAUGCUAUUAACACAAGCAGGAAAACCUUGUGUGUAGUCAGUAACCACUACCUACACAGUGAAUGGUGCCGGCUUGAAGUCCAGCUGGCUAGCAUGAAGAUGUUUUAUGAGCACAAGGAUGUCAUUAUCUUGAUCUUCCUCGAAGAGAUUCCGACCUAUAAACUGUCCAGCUACCACCGACUCAGGAAACUCAUAAACAAACAGACGUUUAUCACUUGGCCGGACAGUGCUCACCAGCAGCCACUCUUCUGGGCUCGCAUCAGAAAUGCAUUGGGCAAGGAGACUGUGGAGAAAGAAUAUACACAUCUAAUUGUUGUUGAGUGA
Mus pahari (shrew mouse) is the source of this 2973-nucleotide messenger RNA. RefSeq names its product toll-like receptor 13. Gene Ontology annotation, biological process: toll-like receptor signaling pathway; immune response. Gene Ontology annotation, molecular function: transmembrane signaling receptor activity; protein binding. The record is from RefSeq and is a predicted model, not a curated record. Lineage: Eukaryota; Metazoa; Chordata; Mammalia; Rodentia; Muridae. Gene Ontology annotation, cellular component: membrane.